UAAAAUGCAUGUAUUGUAGCUUGCUCCAAACACAUCAGAUCUCUGCUGCAUUGGUAAAAGAAUUAAGAAGAUUUCACAGGCGACGUAACAUCUACGAAGGCAAUUUAAAAUUGCAUGUACCAUGAUCAAGGCAUUAUCUUUGAUCGUGAUUUUUGCCGGUUUGGCCAAUUAUGCAGCAGCAAGAAUUGCAGCAAAAUCUGUACUGACUAAAGUCUCAAGCCAACUCAAAGUGGCAAAUUUUGGGCUAGGUGUAUACUCCAGAUCGUCAAUCAUUUCAGCUAUCUCCCAAGCUUUGCGAGGAGAUAACGAGGAAGAUGUCAAAGAGAAUCUCAAUCAAGCAAUUGUCACGUUGGCCGUGAUGGACAUUGGAGGAGGAGCACUGAUCCCAGUAACGGAGACUGUUGUUGAAGCGAUUUCAAAAGAUGCAACUUUCAAAGCUACUUCAGAUGCAUGGAAAGAUUACAACGUAAAGAUAAAGGAUCAACUGGAUACUGACUUAAAGACUCUAGAUGACACAGCUGUCAAGAGAGUUUUGAAGGAAGAAAAAUCUAAGGUGUUGAAGGCAUUUGAAAGUGAUGUGGCAAAGUUGCAGACAGUGCCAGGCAAAGCAAAAACGUACAAUCUUAUCAAAAAGGCACAGAAGUGGCUCAAAGUGAAAUCCGUCACCAAAGUACUAGGACCUAUUUUCGAUGUAGUUGGAAUUGGCAUCGAUGCAUGGUCUCUGAGCAGUGCCAUUAAGGACUGUAAUACUGACCCAGCGACUUGUAACUACGGUGAAAUCGCAUCAGCAUCACUUGGUAUUGCUUCAAGUAUUGUUGGCAUUGCUACAUUCGUGGCCUCUCUGGUGGUAAGCUCAUCUGUUCUUGGACCAGUUGGUGCUGUCGUUGGUUUGGUACUAGCGAUUGGAGCAACGCUAAUCGAAUUGUUCUACGAGCCGCCCGUUGAUCACGCUAAGAUCGAGCGAGAGAGAAAAUUCAGUAUGAUGAUGGAAUUAGACCGAUAUUCAAGAUACCAACUAUACACAGCAAGUAAGAUUCUCAGUGACAACGACGUUGACAGAAACGAUCUUUAUGUGGUCAACCAGGGACAUAUGCCAAUGUGGGGAAUUUUGAACCCUAGACCCGUGCUAGACUUUGGUAAAAGAAAACCGCUGGGACUAAAGAGAAUAUCAGAUGAAUUUAAUAUGAAAUGCGAGGAUCCAAAACAAAAUGGCCAGUCUGUGAAUGGGUAUGUUUGUGAGUAUUUGCUGGAAAGUAACCAUUACGCAAGCAGUGGAUUUAACCUUGGACAUGGAUUCUAUGGCUUAACCAAAAAUGGUGGCACGCGUGUGUCCGGAGCUGUACCGCCUGGAUUACCACCGUAUGAAGGUUCGAUGAUCCUGAUAAAUACCGACCAAGUGCAAAGCAACGUGCUUCAAGAAAACAAUAUGUUUGCACAUUUGAGGGGCUUCGAAAUAAGGACAGACAUGAAAACAAACGACAACAAACCCUACGACGACUUGGUUGCCCUGGGAGCAAUGCCGACCAUUCGCUCCGAUCAGAAAAUCAUCAUCCGUACCGGAGCUGGGAAUGAUGCACUCAAUAUUGACGGAGCAAUUGGGUUAAUACAGCAGAAUUAUCAGAACAUACUAGACGCUGAUCUUGGUAGUGAAGGACACAACACCCUGUCGUUUAAUGCAUACGAUGGUGUGGCGUACUCUCAGAAUAUUCACUACGAUGCAAGAAGCGGAGUGUGGUCAACAUUUGGAAACGGAUACCAACAUCAGUUUGGAACCAUAAAAAAUGUAGAAAUACUUGCAGGUUCGGAUUACUCCGACAGAAUUACAAUGCAUGCAACAAAAAAAGGCGAGAGCGGAUUUGAUUUCACCGUCAUCAAACGAAAAGGAUAUUCUGAGUACAAAAUAGACGUAGGAGCACUCGCAAAACAAACAGAAACAAGGAACUUCAAAAUCAUCGAUUCAACAGAAGGAGGCCUCAGGGAUGCACCGUAUAACCCUUGCGACGCAUACUCUCCCAGCCUCGAGCUCCUCAACUUUGAUAUGGAAGCUUCUUCCAAUGAUGUCCUUUAUCAAGGUAGACAAUUAAAGAUUUACGGCUUGCGACAAAAUGCUAAGAAGCGACGCAGUGCAAUGAGACAAGGGUCUAAGUUAGUAAAAAGAAGUUCGUACUGCAGCGGAGAGAAUUCUAUUGGCAUCCAUGAAAAAGGAGGACAAGAUGGGAAAGUGCUGCUGGCCACGGUAACAGUGCACUCAAAAUGCUCCCUUGCAGUGUCUUCAAGUAAUGUGAAUGGUGGCUGCAUGGCCUAUAUGAGAAGCAUUAACAAUUUAGAUAUUGUAUUUUACGAGGGAAUGAACACAUCUGCUGAUCUAAGCUCAUCUAUAGAAAUGAGUGAUAAAAGCGAUCUUAUUCAUUUGGUGUGUCCUGAUUCACCAGUGCAGUUUAGUAACAGCAUUAACAUGAAAGGCAGCACGGGAGACAUAAUAAUUCUGAGUUCGAGCAGGUUUCUUGAACCAUGUGGCAUAGAUGGAUAUUACAAACGCAUGUUGAUUAAUAGGAAGUAUUGGAAAACCCUCAAUGGUGUCGUCAAGUACAAAUGGGAGCUUGAACUUCACAACAACCCUAAGUUUCCAGUUAAAAUUGGAGAGGAAAGUGGCUGGAAGCAUGUUUUGAUGGGCGUGGAGAAAAUUGUCAACGAAUAUGGGGAUGUGGUUGUUAAUCUUCGGAGUGGAGAGGGCGAAUUUUAUGAUUUGUAUCACGAAUACACAAAAGCGACAAUGAAGAGUGUUGGAGUUAUGUACGGAUCGACCCGCAGCUCGGAAAUCAGAAAUGACUUGCUCACGUGCAUUCAAAGCGAUCCUAGUGUUCCAAAACCAGAUGUUUGCGAAUAACGAAGCCCUCUAAUGUUGCUCAGGAAAGACAAUGAAAAUGUUGAAUAUGAUUGCUACAAAUCAAGUUCUAAUUUAAUGCUCCUUAAAUAAAA
Molecule: messenger RNA, 2979 nt
Organism: Rhopilema esculentum
Lineage: Eukaryota; Metazoa; Cnidaria; Scyphozoa; Rhizostomeae; Rhizostomatidae
Source: RefSeq, a predicted model, not a curated record